Eimeria tenella is the source of this 1373-nucleotide messenger RNA. RefSeq lists its product as uncharacterized. The transcript has a single exon. The record is from RefSeq and is a predicted model, not a curated record. The annotation marks the transcript as partial. NCBI's taxonomy places the organism in Eukaryota, Apicomplexa, Conoidasida, Eucoccidiorida, Eimeriidae.
AUGGAGGCUGUGCUAGGGGAGCUGCUGCAGCUGCUGCGGCUGCUGUGGGCUUGGCUGCAGCAGCAGCAAAGCCGUCGGCACCAUUUGCUGCUGCUGCUGCUGCUGCUACUGGCAGCAGCAGCGUCACAGGGAGAUGCUCUCCGGGCCCCGAACAUUCACAGCGCAGCAGCAGCUGCAACAGCAGCAGCAGCAGCAACUGCUGUUGCUGCCACUACAGUGAAUGCAGCGGGAAUACCGGCCCCGUCCCCGGCCCCCACCCCCGUUGCUGCUGCACAACUCCCAGAAGCAACAGCAGCAGCAGCAGCAGCAGCAACCGCAGCUGUCUAUGACUCAGAAGGCGGGGAAAGCAGCUCUCAGGCAGAGUUGCAGUCACAAGAAAACAAUGCGGGCAGCAGCAGCGACAGCAGCAGCAGCGACAGCAGCAGCAGCAGCAGCAGCAGCGCUGCGGAUGCAUAUGAGGGCAAUGUCGUGUACGUGUCGCCUGUGCUGGAGCAGCAGCAGCAGGGACAGCAACAGCAAAAGGAGCAGCAGCAGCAGCAGCAACAGCAAAACGAGGAGCAGCAGCAACAGGAGCAUCAACAGGAUGAACAGAUGCAGCGACCGCAGCAGCAGGUAAGCGAGCUGCAGCAGCAACAACCAGUUGAGUUGGAGCAGCAGCAGGAGCUGCAGCAGCAGCAGGAUGAGCUGCACGAGCAGCAGCAGGGUCAGCAGCUGCAUCAGCAGGAAAGGCAGCAGCAGGUUCAACAGGAGCUGCAGCAGGAGGAUGAGCAGCAGCAGCAGCAGGUUCAACAGCAGCAGCGGCAGCAAGACGAGGAGCCGCAGCAACAACUGCAGCAAAAGCAGCAGCUGCUGCGAGAGAAGCAGCAGCAGCAAGAGGAGACCGGGCAACUGCAGCAGCAGCCACCGCAGAAAGCAGAACCGCAGCAGCAGCAAUUGCAGCAGCAGCAGCAGGCGGGACGAGCUGUGGGAGGAAGGCCCUGCCUUUCGGACAAUGACACAGAGUGCCAGCGAGCAGCAGCAGCAGCAGCAGCAGCAGCAGGAGCAGCAGCAGCAGCAGGGCCAACAGGGCCCCGCCUCCGGGCCCCCGCAGGGCAGUCUGCAUAUGGAGACGAAUUAAGAGACAGUCUUUUGCCCACAAACAACUUUUUAAAUGAGGGGGGCCCCCAGGAGGGGGGGCCCCCGCUUGAGGGGGCCCCCAGGGGGGCCCCCCGGGGGGACCCCCAGGGGGCCCCUCUUCCUGGGGGGCCCCUAGGGGGGGCCCCCCCCGUUGUUUUGCUGCAGGGGCCCCCCCCCCAGGGCCCGCCCCCAGAGCAGCAGCACGGGGACCCCGCAGCAGCAGAUCUGCCCUCGGGGGCCCCCGCAGCCUGGCCGCC